AAUCCUAUUCCGUUUGUGAUACGAAUUACCGGCCGUCGAGGAGUCAGCCCGGCCAGAUACCAAAACAAAUAUAUUUUUGAACUUGCAUUCCGUUUUUGAUUCCAUCCAUCACUAGCCUGUCAGCUGUAGCCAAGGCGUUUAUAUAGCCUUGGCCAAGGCUAUACUGUAGCUGCCUGCGACGAAAAACAACGUGUGGGGUGAAUGGCGAAUCGCCCGUUUUGCUGAAGAAUGACUCAAGGAGCUACUUGCGCUCAAGAAAUGGCUUGGCAACCAAAUGAAGAUGGUUUGAAGCAGAUUUUGCAACUUCUCAAGGAGUCGCAAUCGCCUAAUACGGAAACUCAGGCGGCGGUGCAACGUAGACUCGAGGAGCUCAACAAGUACCCUGAUUUCAACAACUUCUUGGUCUAUGUCCUCACAAAGCUGAAAACUGAGGAUGAAGCAACACGGUCCCUGAGUGGACUGAUAUUGAAGAACAAUGUGAGGACAUACUUCCAGAAGCUACCACCUCAAGUUGCUAGCUUUAUCAAGCAGGAAUGCCUGAAUGCAAUAGGAGAUCCCUCACCCCUCAUCAGGGCAACCAUAGGUAUUUUAAUUACGACCAUCACCCAGAAGGGCGAGCUGACCUCGUGGCCGGAGCUGCUGCCGCAGCUGUGCAAUCUGCUCGACUCAGAAGACUACAAUGUGUGCGAGGGCGCUUUCGGAGCUCUGCAGAAAAUCUGCGAGGACUCGACCGAGAUGCUGGACAGCGAGGCCCUCCCGGACCGACCGCUCAACAUUCUCAUUCCGAAGUUCCUGCAGUUUGUGCGCCACACCAGCCCAAAAAUCCGCUCACACGCGAUCGCGUGCGUGAACCCGUUCAUCAUCAAUCGGACGCAGGCGCUGAUGGUGAACAUUGACACCUUUGUGGAGAACCUGUUCCACCUGGCCACUGAUGAGGACGCCGAGGUGCGCAAGAACGUGUGCCGCGCGCUGGUCAUGCUGGUCGAGGUGCGCAUGGACCGGCUCAUCCCGCACAUGAACAACAUCAUCGAGUACAUGCUGCUGCGGACCCAGGAUCCGGACGACACCGUGGCCAUCGAGGCCUGCGAGUUCUGGCUCUCGCUGGCCGAAGAGCCCGUCUGCAAGGAGGCGCUCUCGCCCCACCUGAACCGGCUCAUACCGGUGCUCGUCCGCGGCAUGAAGUACUCCGACUUUGACAUCAUGCUGCUCAAGGGCGACGUGGAGGAGGACUCGAUGGUCCCUGACCGGGACGAGGACAUCCGGCCGCGCUUCCAUCGGUCUCGCACCCACCAGCUGGAGCACGAGAGUAACGGGGGCGCCGGAGGCGAGGGGGCCAGCGGACUGGAUGAGGAUGAGGACGGUGACGGCUUCGACGAGGAAGGAUCCUUGUCUGACUGGAAUCUCCGAAAGUGCAGCGCGGCGGCUCUGGACGUGCUAGCGAACGUGUUCCACGGCGAGCUGCUGCCCGUGCUGCUGCCCAUCCUGAAGGAGACGCUCUUCCACCAGGAGUGGGUCGUCAAGGAGUCGGGCAUCCUGGCACUCGGCGCCAUCGCAGAGGGCUGCAUGGGCGGCAUGAUCCCCCAUCUGCCGGAAAUCGUGCCCUACCUGAUCAACUCACUGUCGGACAAGAAGGCACUGGUGCGGUCCAUCACAUGCUGGACGCUGAGUCGGUACUCGCACUGGGUGGUACAGCAGCCGCAUGAGCAGUACCUGAAGCCACUCAUGGGAGAGUUACUGAAGCGCAUUCUGGACCCGAACAAGAAGGUGCAGGAGGCGGCGUGCAGUGCGUUCGCAACACUGGAGGAGGAGGCCUGUACCGAGCUGGUGCCCUACCUGGGCUUCAUCCUGCAAACCCUGGUGUACGCCUUUAGCAAGUACCAGGCCAAGAACCUGCUGAUUCUCUACGACGCCAUUGGCACGCUGGCCGACUCUGUGGGCGUCCACCUCAACAAGCAGGAGUACAUCGACCUGCUGAUGCCGCCGCUGAUCGUCAAGUGGAACGUGCUCAAGGACGAGGACAAGGACCUGUUUCCGCUGCUCGAGUGUCUGUCGAGCGUGGCGACGGCUCUGCAGAGCGGCUUCCUGCCGUAUGCUGAGCCGGUGUUCCGGCGCUGUGUGUCUCUGGUGGAGCAGACCAUCAACCACACCGUGGCGAACCAGCAGAACCCCCAGCAGGUGGACGCUCCCGACAAGGACUUUAUGAUCGUGGCGCUCGACCUGCUGUCGGGUCUGGCCGAGGGCCUGGGCGCCCACAUUGAGCCGCUCAUCAAGUCCUCCAACCUGAUGCAGCUGCUGUUCCAGUCGAUGCAGGACUUCAUGCCGGAGGUGCGCCAGAGCAGCUUUGCUCUGCUCGGCGAUCUCACCAAGGCCUGCUUCCAGCACGUGGCGCCCAACAUCUCGGACUUCCUGACGAGCCUGGCGCAGAACCUGAACCCUGAGCUGAUCUCCGUGUGCAAUAACGCCACCUGGGCCAUCGGAGAAAUCGCCGUCAAAAUGGGCCAGGAGAUGCAGACGUACGUUCCGAUGGUGCUGCCUCAGCUGAUCCUCAUCAUCAACCGGCCCAACACGCCCAAAACGCUGCUCGAAAACACCGCGAUCACUAUCGGUCGGCUGGGGCUUGUCUGUCCGAAGGAGGUGGCGCCCCACUUGCAGCACUUCAUUCGUCAGUGGUGCACCUCGCUGCGUAACAUCCGCGACAACGAGGAGAAGGACUCGGCGUUCCGCGGCGUGUGCCACAUGAUCACGCUGAACCCGAGCGGCGUCAUCACCGACUUCAUCUUCUUCUGCGACGCCGUCGCCAGCUGGGUCAACCCCAAGCCCGACCUCAAGGAGAUGUUCCACCGCAUCCUGCACGGCUUCAAGGACCAGGUGGGCGAGGAGAACUGGCGACGGUUCAGCGACCAGUUCCCACCCAUGCUGAAGGAGCGGCUGGCCGUCAACUACAACGUCUGAGACGUAUGCCGUUAGGAACCCCAAACAAUUGGCGGGCCGUCGCGCGGGAGGCGGGAAGCGGGCAGUGGGGGCGACAUAUCAGCUGACUGCGGGCGGGCGGGCGGGUGGGCGCGCUACGUUAAGACACCCACACACACACCUAUCGAUAGGCGCCUCGCGUCCUCUCUGUCCUCGCCCGUGUUAUCUAGUUAGGACUCUGCUGCGUGUUUUAGCCUGCUCUGACUCUGCGUGUGUGCGAUACGUGUAGGCCAACCGUCCUUGCAACUAACUGCGCCGCGCUACUCGCAUCGAGAGACGGAGAGAAUCGAAGCAGAUCGCUCGCGCCGCGACCGACCGGCACCCCGCGCGCGCCGCCGCCACCACCGUAAUGCUGAAGUGCCUUGGCUGUGAUAGGUAUUCAAUUCAUUGAUCGCGGGCCAAAUUGUACCAUAGUCUGCACCGUUACGUUGUUCAUUCUGCCGUGUCCAUCGCCCGCGGGUGCGCGCGGCCGUCGGUGCCGUCAGCGCCUUCGUCACCGUCGUCGUCGUCGCCGUCGUCGUUUCGUCGUGACAACUUGUGCCGUAUUUUUGCUGUGCGCUGCCUCACGGCGCGCUAGGGUGCGCCGCGCGCGAGGGCGGGCGGGUGGGUCUGUGAUAGGUCGUUUAACGAGCGCUCCGUGUUUUAACGUAUUUCAGGGAAGCGUCGCUCAUAUGUAUUUAUGUUGAUUGCGUGCAUGAACGUCGUCUUUUUAUUUGUCAUUUUGUCGAGCUGUUAGGCGCGUUAACCAGUGUUAGGACGGUGCGUGGUUGUCCGUCGUCGUUUCUCAACUCGCGCUGGCCGCGCGCCCGAACCGUGCCGCCUUAUGUCCGGCGGCUGGCCGUGGGGACCGCGGGUGGCUGCCGCGGGCACAGGUCCCUCUUCUGGUCUGCAACACUCAGACCCGCUCACACACGGACACGGACAGUUCGUGUCUGUUCUCAAACCGCCCUACUUGAUACGUGCCCCGCAUUUUGUCGUACAGCUAUGAUAUCAACGAUGCACUCAACCGGUCCGAAUUACCAGCUGCCUGUGCGCUGUGUACGCCGGCCGUCCCGCGCCGCCGCGCGUCGUCGUGCGUCUCGUUCGUCUCGCGCCGCGUCGCGCCGCUCUCGGCGGCCACACCUGCGGCCUGAUUCGCUCCGCGCGUUACCGGACGACGCGCUCGCCUCAUCUUACUAGUUCCUGUACAACCGCGUGCGCCUGGGUGCGGGCGCGUCAGUGUGCGUGUGUAGGCCUUGUGGCGACUGAGCCGCCUCUACUCGCCUUUCGUUGGCGUUGCAUGCUUUCUCCAUGUAUCCAGUAAUUACGUACACAUAGACACUCGCUGUUAACGUAUAAACGCAAAAGCGCGUAACGUGUGUACCCAAGUUGCUUGCAGGCUUCUAUCGAAAUUAAUUGAAAUCAGCACGGCUAUAAGAGCGUGAGCUCGCCAUUUGGCCUAUAAUCUGUUACGCGCUUUUGUGUUUGUACCGCCUACAGACAGACACACACACUCGCAGUGAGACCGCGGGCUCGGCGCGGUCGCAGCCCGCCCGCUGUGGCGGUGUUUGCGGCCGCGUGCCCGGGCCCGCGCCGUCUCCGGCGGUCCCGGGAGGUCUGUGAUAGGAGCGGCCGCGCCGCGCCGCGCCUCAUGUGAUUUUACGCUUAGGAGUGUGUGGACGCGUGACUUACUCUUUCGCCCCGCGCCGGCUGGUGUCCGAAUCGCCAGCCGGUCCGGUGGCUGGCCGGGGUAUUUUUAGGCAAAUUUUGAGGUCAGGUGUCGCCAAGUGGGUCCCCCGGGAGGGAGGGGGUGCGAGGGUCCCCACAGGAACAGCAGCGGGUGGGGGGAGGGGUAGCUGAUAAGCAUACAAUAAGGCUUGACGUUCUCUGUUGUAAGUCUCCUAGGCUUAAAAUUCUCCGUUAGCCGGUGUCCAGCUUCGGGAUUGUCCAGAACGGUCGGUUAUUAACUAGCAAAUAAAGGGAGGCGUUUCACCAUGUGUCACGGCUUUGAUUUGCGCUGUGAAAUAAUACACCUGGUGGCUGAACCUUGCCGGUGAA
Molecule: messenger RNA, 5007 nt
Organism: Amphibalanus amphitrite
Lineage: Eukaryota; Metazoa; Arthropoda; Thecostraca; Balanomorpha; Balanidae
Product: transportin-1-like
Exons: 19
Coding region: 229-2952 (907 amino acids)
Biological process (GO): protein import into nucleus
Cellular component (GO): cytoplasm; nucleus
Molecular function (GO): nuclear import signal receptor activity; small GTPase binding
Source: RefSeq, a predicted model, not a curated record